This is a messenger RNA of Colletotrichum graminicola M1.001, 1239 nucleotides long. Its product is annotated as FAD dependent oxidoreductase. Gene Ontology annotation, molecular function: L-pipecolate oxidase activity; proline dehydrogenase activity; flavin adenine dinucleotide binding. Bases 1 to 1239 code for a protein of 412 amino acids. Lineage: Eukaryota; Fungi; Ascomycota; Sordariomycetes; Glomerellales; Glomerellaceae. The record is from RefSeq and is a predicted model, not a curated record. The transcript is spliced from 3 exons.
AUGUCGUCCGCAUCUUCUUCCGUCCUCAUCGUCGGCGCCGGCGUCUUCGGACUAAGCCUCGCCCACGAACUCGCUGCCAACAGGGGAUACACCUCGAUCACGGUCUUAGACCGCUUCCUGCCGCCCGUCCCGGACGGCAGCUCCGUCGACGUCUCGCGCAUCAUCCGCACAGAGUACGCCGACCCGCUCUACUCGUCCCUGGCGACGGACGCCCUGCAGGGGUGGCGGACUUCGGGGGUGUACAAGCCGCACUACCACGAGUCCGGGUUCGUCAUGAUGGCCGACGAGAAGGAGCGCCCGAGCCCGUACUUUGAAAAGUAUCGCCGGUGGCGGGGCGAGGCGGCGGAAGGGGGCGGACCUGCGGGCGUUCACGGCCACGCACAACGCGCCGGCGGGUGGGCGGACGCUGCGGGGGCGAUCCGCGCGCUGGCCAGCGAGUGCACGCGCGCGGGGGUCUCGUUCGUGACGGGCGCCCAGGGGACUGUCGUGUCCCUGCAGCGAUCCGGGGCCCGCGUGACUGGUGUGCGGACGGCGGCGGGGACGACGUGGGAGGCGGAGAGGGUGGUGCUCGCGAUGGGGGCGUGGACAAACCGGGUUGUCCCCGGUGUGGGUCACGCCGUUGCGGCGUCGGGGCAGCCGGUCGGGUUCAUCCGGCUGUCGGACGAGGAGGCAGACCGGGUGCGGGAGAUGCCGGUCAUGAUAAAUAUGAGCACGGGGGUCUUCUGCUUCCCGCCGACGCCGGGGACGAACUUGCUCAAGGUCGCGAGGCACGGGUUCGGGUACGCGACCGAGUUCGAGGCUGAGGCGGGCAGGAAGGUGUCGAGCCCGAGGCUAGUCGGGAGCAACGCCGCGUCCGAGUUCCUGCCGCGGGACGCGGACGAGGGGCUGCGGGAGGGCGUGAGGCUGUUCUUCCCCGAGUUCGCGGAGCGGGAGUGGGCGUACAGGCGGCUGUGCUGGUAUACCGACACGCCCGAGGGGGAUUUUGUCGUCGACUACCAUCCCGAUAUCAAGGGUUUGUUCUUCGCAACCGGCGGUGCUGGGCACGCGUUCAAGUUCCUCCCGGUCAUCGGCUCGCACGUCGCGGAUAGCUUCGAGCGCAAGGCGUCGACGGCGUUGCGGGAGAAGUGGAGGAUGAGGAGGGCCGUCGACGGGGAGACGACGUUGAGGAUGGCCGGGGACGGGAGCCGGGGCGGGCCGCCGCUGCGGAAGCUCUCGCCGCAGGAGCAGGCAAAGCUGUGA